This is a messenger RNA of Alosa sapidissima (American shad), 2255 nucleotides long. RefSeq names its product nuclear receptor subfamily 6, group A, member 1b (gene nr6a1b). Gene Ontology annotation, biological process: regulation of DNA-templated transcription. The record is from RefSeq and is a predicted model, not a curated record. NCBI's taxonomy places the organism in Eukaryota, Metazoa, Chordata, Actinopteri, Clupeiformes, Clupeidae. Bases 166 to 1650 code for a protein of 494 amino acids. Gene Ontology annotation, molecular function: DNA-binding transcription factor activity; sequence-specific DNA binding; zinc ion binding. The transcript is spliced from 11 exons.
UUCCGUGCUCGAGCGGGCAUACAGCUCUGUGAACUGACAGCGAUACGCAACAUGGAGUGGCGCAGCUUCUUUUAAAAUUCAUACAGUUAAAACAGUGGAGAGUCAGCUUCCGUUAAGUAGUCUUUGGCGAAAGAGACCAUUUCGACGCUCAGACAGAACAUAAGGAUGGAGGUGGAAAACCGAACCAACAGUUUUGAGUAUGCCGAGCGGAGCAAGGCAAUUAAUGGUUUCUACACAGAUCACUCCCUCCACUCUGACCAGAAUGAUGGAAUUGAUGGACUAAAGGAGCACCAUUUAGAUGAUCAGGCUGACCAGCGCUCCUGCCUCAUCUGCGGUGACCGCGCCACCGGCCUGCACUAUGGCAUCAUCUCCUGCGAGGGCUGCAAGGGCUUCUUCAAGCGCAGCAUCUGCAACAAGCGCGUGUACCGCUGCAGCCGCGACAAGAACUGCGAGAUGUCGCGCAAGCAGCGCAACCGCUGCCAGUACUGCCGCCUGCUCAAGUGCCUGCAGAUGGGCAUGAACCGCAAAGCUAUCAGGGAGGAUGGGAUGCCAGGUGGAAGAAACAAAAGCAUUGGGCCAGUACAGAUCUCGCACGAGGAGAUUGAGCGCAUCAUGACUGGUCAGGAGUUCAAGGAGGAAGCCGGCCUGGCGGAACACACCUGGAGCAAUAACGGAGACAGCGACCACAGCUCCCCUGACAACGGCGUCUCCGAGGGCAACCAUCCCUCCCCCAUCUCUACCUUGUCCUCCAGCCGCUCGCUGGAGAUGAACGGCUACUCUGCCUACAGGGACCAGUACGCGGGCACCCCCGUGCCCCCUCACUACCAGUUCCUCCCGCACCUUUUCGGCUACAGCACCCAGACGAGCCUGCUGCCCACUCCUGCCCGGAGCCUGUACCCCCAGUCCCAGACCCUGGUGUCCCAGCUGGUGGCCGCAGAGGACCUGGCACCACUAGCCACACCCAUGCUGAUCGAGGAAGGGUACCGUGUGACUCAGGUGGAGCUCUUUGCGCUGCUGUGCCGCCUGGCGGACGAGCUGCUCUUCCGGCAGAUCUCGUGGAUCAAGCAGCUGCCGUUCUUCUGCGAGCUGCCCAUCGAGGACUACACGCGGCUGCUCAGCGCCACCUGGCAGGAGCUCAUCCUGCUGGCCAGCCUCACCAUCUACAGCCCGCAGAUCUUCGGAGACCUGGCCCACAUCACCACCAAGUACACGCCCACCGACGAGGAGCUGCAAGGGUUUGGCGAGGACAGCAUGGAGGUGAUGGAAAGGCUCAUCUACUUCUUCCGCAAGUUCCACCAGCUGAAGAUCAGCAACGAGGAAUACGCCUGCAUGAAAGCCAUCAACUUCCUCAACCAAGCAGACAUCGCCGGUCUGACCAACGCAGGCCAGGUGGAGCAGUUGAACAAGCGCUACUGGUACGUGUGCCAGGACCUGACCGAGAGCAAGUACCCACACCAGCCCAAGCGCUUCCCUGAGAUCAUGAUGUGUCUGCCAGAGAUCCGCUGCAUCGCAGGUAAGAUGGUCAACAUCCCCCUGGACCAGCUCCCUCUGCUGUUCAAAGCCGUCCUCCACUCCUGCAAGUCCAACGCGAGCAAUCUCAGCACAGUGUCCUCCCCCGGCCUGACCACUCGAGCCGCUCCUGGAAACUGAGCCACGCCUCCUUAAACCUACCGUCGAAUAGGAGGAGAGAGAGCCGCAGAGGAGGGAGGGGCAAUGCUGACAAGCCACCUCCCUCCCUUGCGGCCCAGUGUGUGAAUGUGCCGAGCAGCUGUUGUUUUUUUUUUUCUUUCUCUCUCUCCUUCAUAAUUUUUUUAAAAAAAAAACAAUGUUGUUUUUGUCCUCUAUAUCUAUUUAUUACACGACAGAGAUGAAUGUAUGAUUCUCUAUGCUGUGCACAUGCUUCUGUUCCAGAAUGCACAAAACAAUGCAAGUCACAGUGCAGUUUACCGCAAGUCUGUUAAAUCAAAUGUUGACAGCAUAGACAGUAUUUCUCUUUUUUCACCCAGAUUAGUUCUGGCCGAUAUUCUCUCUCAAAAUUUUUUUAAUUCUCAUGAUUGGUGAUGCGUGGGCAGGAAUGAACUACAUUUUAGCCAAAUAUACUACCUCAGUUGUUACAUGUUCAGGUGCUGAUUGCCGUAUUUACCUGUGUAGAAUUUUCCACAUAUUUGGAGUUGGUGCAUAAACGACAGCACCUUGUCAUCAUUUUUUUUAAUUCAUUAAUUUCUUGGUCAUAACUACCAAAAAUGUCCAUAGAU